GUGUUAAGGCUUUUGGGAAGAGAUAUCUGCUAUAGCAUUCAAAAGCAAGCACGGAUUGGAGUCUUCUCGAAACUCGGGGGAUGGCCAAUGAUGUAUAAAUAAAACAAUAAUUUUGGUGAUUGGUGAACAAAGUCAAUUUCCAUCGGCCAAGAAUGGCACUGCAUAACAGGCAUCUGUUCUUGCUCUGGGUUCUUUCUUUGGACAAGAAAGAUCGAGAUCGAGAUCGAGAUCGAGAGAGAGAGAGAGAUUAUUGUUGAUUUGGUGAAGAAAGGCAUUGCAAAAUGGGCAUCUGUUCUGGGCUUUAAGUACUUUGAAAGGCCAAGAACUAAGAACUUGAAGAGAGAGAGAGAGAGAGAGAGAGAGAGAGAGAGAUGGCCACCGUAAAGUCUCUGUGGCAUGAGCAUCCACUAGAUCUCAGAUCUGUACUAAGUGAAACCAAAGCUCGCUGCUUUGUUUGCUCGGAGUCCUUAUCAGGCUACAACUACCGGUGCCCCACCUGCACCUUCUUCAUCCACAUCUCUUGCCUCAAGCUCCCCCUUCAAUCUCUCCACCCCCUCCACCCCCACCACCCCCUCAUCCUCCUCCGCCACCCACCUCCCGCCCACCACAGCGGUGCCACCCCACUCCACUGCACCGAAUGCAAAACCCCUUGCCUUGGCUUCACCUACCACUGCACCGCCUGCCCCUUCAGCCUCCACCUCCACUGCGCUCUGCAGCAACGUCCUUUCAAUCUUGACAUCCACAACCACCCUCUCACCUUCUUUCCCUCGCCGUUUCAAUGCGGGCUCGAUCCAUUCCGGUGCUCUGUUUGCGCUGAUCCCGGCAACGGCUUCAGCUUAGCUUGCAGAGCCUGUGACUUCGUGGUUCACAUAGAGUGCUCCAGGCUGCCGGUGAAAGUCAUCAGUGGCCGGCACUGGCACCCCUUUUCCCUUGUCUCCGUCCGGUCUGUCGACGAUGGAUCGGGUGAAUUCUACUGUGAUAUUGUUUGUGAACGGAGAGUGAACCCCAGGGGAUGCGUUUACUACUGCGUUGAGUGCAAUUACAUGGCUCAUCUGGGCUGUCUAGUCUCUGCCCCAAAGCCUCGUAUCAAAUUUUCUUACGAAGAGUUUGUUGCCCCUGCGGGUAACUGGAAGUAUAAAUCAGACAAGGGCAUACUUCCGGACCCUCAAAUGGGUGAUUCUGAUGAUGAUUAUCUUGUUCAAAUGAGACUGCGUUUUUCCCAGGUUGGAUCAAAACCAGAGGGGAAGACACAGCUUGAACAUUUCAGCCACCAGCAUCCAUUGGUUCUGAGUGAUGAUCAUGAGAAAGCCAGACUAGUAUGUAGAGGCUGUUGGGGAGAGAUCAAGGGCCUAGCAUAUAUUUGCACCCAAUGCAACUUGUUCCUCCACCGCUGGUGUGCCGAAUUGCCUCCAACAAUUCGCCACCCGAUCCAUCGGGAACAUGCUCUAACCCUUCUCAAAGAGCCACAACGAUCCUAUGAUGCCUGCAAAGCCUGUGAUAGGCCCUGCGACGGCUUCACCUUCAGUUGUAAGCAAUGCGGCUUCGAUCUCCAUGCCAUGUGUGCUUCCAUACCAAGCAUAAUCAGAAAUGGCAUUCACCAGCACCCUCUGAUCCUAAGCAGGAAGCUCCCCUAUUCGGUUACAUGUAAUGCUUGUGGAAAUACUGAGACCAGCUCUGGGACUUUCUUUGGAUGUGAAAUGUGCAAUCUGGAGCUGGAUUUUGCGUGUGCUUUGUUACCACAUAAAAUUAGGCAUAGAUGCCAUGUCGAUCCUCUCGCACUGACCCAUGUUCCAGUUCCUGCUGAAGAUGAAUCGAAUGAAUUCUACUGUGAUGCCUGCGAGGAGAGGAGGGAUCCAACCCAUUGGGUGUACCACUGUGCAGAUUGUGAUUACAGUGCUCAUACGAGUUGUGUGGUGUCUGAACUUCUUGGAGGGCCUCCAACUCAGGGGCCUCUCCAGUUUAACCACCACGAGCACCUUCUUAGUCUCAUUACAAAUUCCCCUCUUAAUCCUUGUUGAAAUUGCCUGCAAUCAAUAUCCAAAACUUGUUUGUUUCUUCCUCAGCUUGCUAUCUUUUGUUCAUUGUAUCGUAUGUAUCGUAUAUCUCUACGGACAUGUUUUUUUCUAGUGAUUGUGUGGUUAUUGAUCCUGCUAAUUAGAGUUAUAGCUAUAUUACAAUCUUA
This is a messenger RNA of Diospyros lotus (date-plum), 2182 nucleotides long. RefSeq lists its product as uncharacterized. The record is from RefSeq and is a predicted model, not a curated record. Lineage: Eukaryota; Viridiplantae; Streptophyta; Magnoliopsida; Ericales; Ebenaceae. The coding region runs from base 372 to 2018 and encodes 548 amino acids. The transcript has a single exon.